AUGGCUCUCCAAGGCCCGGAGGAGCUGCUGGAGGACCCGGAGGACUUGGACGAGGACGCCAGCAUCUCCCCGGCGGAGGAGAUGACUCUGACCGCGGGCCCUGGAGCGGAGGACGAGCCGCAGGAGGCCGCCGUGCUGCUGCCCUGGGACCGCUUCUCCGCCUGGCUCCACUGCAUCUGCGUGGUGGGCUUCGACCUGGAGCUGGGACAGGCCGUGGAGGUGAUUUACCCUCAUCACUCCAAACUAUCAGAGAAGGAGAAAACAAGCAUCUGCUACCUGUCGUUUCCUGACUCAAACUCAGGUUGCCUCGGCGACACACAGUUCUGCUUCCGCUUCCGUCAGGGCUCCAACAGGAAGUCCUCUUUGGGAUGCUUCCUGGAGAACGCGGACCGCGACGCACCGCCGUGUCUCAAGAGGGAGCAGGGCCACUACUAUGGAUAUGUUUACUUCAGGCAGGUGCGAGACAAGACGCUGAAGAGGGGAUACUUCCAAAAGUCGUUGGUGCUGAUCAGUAAACUCCCAUACGUUACCUUCUUCCACUCUCUGCUGAAGAUCUUGGCCCCAGAGUACUUUGAGAAGCAGGAGCCCUGUCUGGAAGCCGCAUGUAAUGACAUCGACCGUUGGCCCACGCCGCACCCGGGACGAGUUGGUCCAUGUAAUGACAUCGACCGUUGGCCCACGCCGCACCCGGGACGAGUUCUCACCCUCCCCAUCAUGGGAGUGGUCAUUAAGGUUCGAAUCCCAACUUGUUACGACAAACCAGGGACCUCUCAACUCGUCCAGUCUUCUCAGAGCGACAGUUCUGUAUCAAUGGUUCUCCCGACCAUUCACGAGGUGGACUUGUUCAGAUGUUUCUACCCCGUGUUCUUCCACAUCCAGAUGCUGUGGGAGCUGGUCCUUCUGGGGGAGGCUCUGGUGGUGAUGGCCCCGUCUCCGGCCGAGUCCUCGGACACGGUGUUGGCUCUGGUCAGCUGCAUCUCUCCUCUCAGAUACAGCAGCGACUUCAGGCCGUACUUCACCAUCCACGACAGCGAGUUCAAGGAGUACACCACCAGGACCCAAGCGCCGCCGUCUGUGAUUCUCGGAGUCACAAAUCCAUUUUUUGCUAAAACUCUGCAGCACUGGCCUCACAUCAUCAGGAUUGGAGACAUGAAACAAGCAGGGGAAAUGGCCAAACAAAUGAAAGUGAAGAAACUGAAGAAUCUCAAAACUCUGGACUCAAAGCCUGGAGUUUACACGGCAUAUAAACCAUACCUCAACAAGGACGAAGAAAUCAUCAAACAACUUCAGAAAGGCGUGAACCAGAAGCGUCCGUCAGCGGCUCAGAACGCCAUCCUCAGACGAUACUUCCUGGAGCUGACCCAGAGCUUCAUCAUUCCCCUGGAGCGGUACGUGGCGUCGCUGAUGCCGCUGCAGAAGUCCAUCAGCCCCUGGAAGAGUCCGCCGCAGCUGCGGCCCUUCAUCCAGCAGGACUUCAUGAAGACUCUGGAGAAAGCCGGGCCCCAGCUCACCUCCAGGACCAAGGGAGACUGGAUCGGCCUGUACAGACAUUUUCUCAAGUCUCCAAACUUUGACGGCUGGUUCAGGAGCCGGAGGAGAGAGAUGAUGCAGAAACUGGAGGCUCUUCACCUGGAAGCGCUGUGCGAGGAGGACCUACAACAGAGGAUUGAGAAGCACACGGAGGUGGAGGCUGUGGACCUGGUUUUAAAACUCAAAGAGAAACUGACUCAGGCGGAGAAGGAGCAGCUUCCGGUCCGACCAGGAACCGUGUCCAAACUGCGGUCCCACAUCGACGCCGUGAUCCUGGCUUUACCCGAGGACCUCCAGGGCAUUCUGCACAAACCGGACACGCCUUGA
Messenger RNA from Knipowitschia caucasica, 1857 nucleotides. The record is from the annotation of a GenBank genome assembly. Lineage: Eukaryota; Metazoa; Chordata; Actinopteri; Gobiiformes; Gobiidae.